Molecule: messenger RNA, 1273 nt
Organism: Pieris brassicae (large cabbage white)
Lineage: Eukaryota; Metazoa; Arthropoda; Insecta; Lepidoptera; Pieridae
Exons: 5
Coding region: 139-840 (233 amino acids)
Molecular function (GO): protein binding
Source: RefSeq, a predicted model, not a curated record
UUUCUAUUCAAACAGUAAUAUAUAUAUUUAAAUUAAUACUUCAAGUAUUAAGAUUCUUCGUAUUAUACUUCCAAUUAUCGACACUAUAAGUGCAUUUCUUCGCCUCCCUUUCUAAGUGUGUUGCUUCAAAAGUCCACCAUGAAGUUCAUAUUUAUUGUUGCGGUGAUGUCCUGUACAUAUAUGUAUACGAAUCAAGAACCUAUAGAAAGUUUAGAAGACGUGCUAGCUUAUAGAACAGAAAUACCAAAGAAAACUAAACGCGAAGUUGAGGAGACAAAAGCAAAGAAGUCACAAUUCCUCCACUUCGUCGAAGAAAAGUUAAUACAGCAUACACAAGCAUUGGAACGUAUUAUAAAAACUACAGCAAAUAACGAAGAAUUGUUAAAGGAACUUAUAGAAUUUUUUUCAAACAACAUGGAUCACCUCAAAAUGCCUGAAAAGAUAUUAGAGAUACAUGAACCAACGAGGAGGACCUCGAAUGUAGAUUCAGAGAACCCCCUACUUAAGUUUGGAAACGGGUUUCCAACUUAUGGAAUCCUAUUGAAAGAUAUAAUAAUGCGGAGGUUUGAAACAGAUGAAACGCCAAAAGUACUUGUUGAAAAUUCCAUAGAGACCCGUCGAGAUAAUGGAAGACUAAUAACUCAAAGUAAAAAUGAUCGCAGUCCGAGUCCGUGGUGUGCCAUCGCAGUAGUAUGCCAAAGGAAAUUUAACCCUGUUUGUGGAUACGAUGACAACUUUGGAUAUGGGAAAUUCGACGAUCUUUGUCAUAUGUUACAAGUGAACUGCUAUUGGAAAUACAAUUUUGCUCUCGUGCCGUCUUGUAGACCUAUAAGGAAAUAGUAAAAUUCAUGACUUCAAAUAUUUAUUUAAUAAAUUAUGCUAAUAAUAAGUUUUUAUCCAACUCCUUGCCCUAAUUCUCUUGGAUUUGGGCAAAUCCCUUCCUCUUCUUUGACAUGUCUGAAAACUAUAAUAAAUAAUUGUAAAACCUCGCAAUAUUACUAUAUAUAACACUAACCGUUACGUUUAUUUUAAAUAUCUAUAAGGAAUACGUUUAUUUACUCUAAAAGUCUAUCACCAAAACAGCUGUGUCUUAGCUUAUAUAUAUAUAUAUAUAUAUUCAUAUAUAUUGUGUUGAUAGACUUUAAUGAGGCUAAAUAUAUCUAUAAGUUUAGACAUUACUUAAGAGUGAGCUAUAACCAACUCACUAAUCGUAGAUUUGAUUUGAUCUAAGUAUUUGAUGUUUGAAUUAAAAUCAAUAAAUAUAUUGGAUAUA